Molecule: messenger RNA, 648 nt
Organism: Eruca vesicaria subsp. sativa (arugula)
Lineage: Eukaryota; Viridiplantae; Streptophyta; Magnoliopsida; Brassicales; Brassicaceae
Source: the annotation of a GenBank genome assembly
AUGCACUCACGGUGGAAUCCGACGCCUAAGCAGACGAUGGUGCUUGAAGAGGUUUACAGUAACGGAACACGGACACCGACGACACAACAGAUCCAAGAGAUUGCAUCUAAGCUCCAAAAUUAUGGGAGAAUUGAGGGAAAGAACGUUUUCUACUGGUUCCAAAACCAUAAGUCAAGGGAGAAGCUGAAACGACGCCGUGGUGAUCAACAAGAAGUUACUACUAACGUUCAUGAAGAAGCAAUGACAAACAAUGAUUCAUCAUCAGUCUCAAGAAGAAGAGGUGAUCAUCUAGUUAUUCACACAAGGACUUGCUUGUCUUCUUCACCUACACACCCACAGAACAAUACUAUUGAUGAUGGGAAGAGGGGGUUAAUGGAAGAAAAAGAAGCCACUCCUCAAAAUCAGAUACAUUCAAUCAACACUUCAGACUUCAACUACCAUCUGAUGAUAGUUGCUUCUAAAAGAAGUCAAGAAGCAGAGCAGCAGCUGAAUGAAGAAGAAGAAGAAACAAGGAAAAGCCGAACGCUAGAUCUAUUUCCGGUUACAGAUAACCAAGAGAGAACCGGUUUUGAAGGGAAGAACAGAAAACCAGACCAGUUGUAUUCCAACUACUGUUAUUCUUACGAAUUCAUGCCUCUGAUGGACUGA